This is a messenger RNA of Hyaloperonospora brassicae, 627 nucleotides long. Lineage: Eukaryota; Oomycota; Peronosporomycetes; Peronosporales; Peronosporaceae. The record is from the annotation of a GenBank genome assembly.
AUGGCGCGCGUGUUUGUGGGCAAUUUGCCCGAAGACGUGCGAGAGCGGGACCUGUCGGACAAGUUCGACCGCUUUGGCCGCAUCGCCAGCGUGCGCAUCAAGUUCCCGGCGCGUCCGCCGCCUUUUGCUUUCAUUACAUAUGAUAGCGAACAAGACGCUAGUGACGCUGUGCGGUCGAUGAACAACGCAAGUUUUGGCGGCAGUCGCCUGCGGGUCGAGAUGUCUCGCGGCGUGGACGACGCUCGCCCCCGCGGCACGCAAUUUCGCGUCACGCUUACGGGGUUACCUGAUUCCAUGAGCUGGCAAGACCUCAAGGACUUUCUCCGGAAAGGAGGAGACGUUGUCCAUAGUGACGUCGAUCGUCGUGGCAAUGGCACGGCUUCGUUCGCUUCGCAAGAGGAGAUGGAUCGUGCCAUUCGCAAAUUGGACGGCACGGACCUGGACGGAGAUCGCAUUCGGAUUCGAGGAGAGGAGACUGGAGGACGCUUGCAGUCUGCCUCGCGCUCGCGUUCGAGAUCUCCGCCUCGACGUGUCAGUCGUAGACGCUCGCCGUCCCGCUCUCGGUCCCCGCGUCGGCCUAGCAGCCGCAUCGGUCGGCGUGACCGUGAUCGAUCGCGCUCGCGUUAG